Sphaeramia orbicularis (orbiculate cardinalfish) is the source of this 899-nucleotide messenger RNA. RefSeq names its product P2Y purinoceptor 1. Gene Ontology annotation, molecular function: G protein-coupled receptor activity. Gene Ontology annotation, biological process: positive regulation of Rho protein signal transduction; phospholipase C-activating G protein-coupled receptor signaling pathway. The record is from RefSeq and is a predicted model, not a curated record. Gene Ontology annotation, cellular component: plasma membrane. Lineage: Eukaryota; Metazoa; Chordata; Actinopteri; Kurtiformes; Apogonidae. The transcript has 2 exons. Bases 15 to 899 code for a protein of 294 amino acids.
CCACUCUGGACCCCAUGACCAGCCUCUAUGUCAACUACUCUAACUCCAGCGGCCCCCGUGGCCCCCCACCAUGGUACCUGUUUCCAGAAUGCGCUGUGGCCCCUUACGGCUUCAUUUUCUACUAUGGGGUGAAGGUGUUCAACCUGGUGGUGGGAGCUCCAAGUAAUGCUCUGGUUAUCUGGCAAAUCAUCACCAAGAGGAGCGAAGGGUCCACAUGUGACACGUUCAUCUUCAACCUGGCGCUGCUGGACACGUACUUCUGCCUCAUGACACCUGUCGACCUGGUCAACAGCCUGGUACUGAACGACCGCCGUAUCUGGUACUUCCAAAGGUUCGCAUACGGGGUCAAGGAUGCAGCUCCACUGUUUCUGGUCUGUAUCUGCCUGGACCGGUACCUGGCCGUGGUCCACCCCGUCCUGUUCACCAGUAUCCGAGACAACAAGCUCCGCAUCUGCAUCUCCGUGGUCGUCUGGGGCCUCAACCUGGCCUACAGCCUCGCCAAGUGCAUCGCCGGAUCCAUGAGUGUUACCGAGGCCUUCAGCAGCAUCAUCCUGUUCGCCUUCGCCGUCAUGCUGUUCUGUAACAUCUCCAUCAUCUGGGUCCUGAGGCGCUCCGUGUCAGGGAAGGAGGAGAUGCAUCCAGUGAAGAAGAAGGCCUUUAAAAUGGUUCUGAUCAUCCUGGCCAUCAUCGUGGUCAACUACCUGCCCCCCGUGGCGCUCAUGCCCUUUGUGUCCUAUUACACGUUUGUGGAGUAUCGUUGUCAGAUCAGCAUCAGUGUGUAUUCCAUCAUGGAUCUGAGCAGCAGCAUCGAACCUCUGCUCUACAUCAGAAAGAUGGAGUGUGUGGAAGGUGGCUGCUGUGGGAGCAACAGGAAGAAACCACACGAUCCCAAUGUGUGA